GCUGUCGGAGGAACCGUUGCAAAAUCUCAUCAUGAGCACUUUAAUUGAUAACGACACAAUAUUAUCAGAAAACGAACAAUGGACAAGAUUGGAGGAAGAAUGGGGUAAACCGAUCGAUCUAGAAGUUGACGCAGAAGACGAUUCGCCAAGAAUAAAAUCAGCUUACAGCACAUUGGAUCUGAAAGGUACUACGUUUGAUUCAUCGUUUCUGUUCAAGAAAGUAAGAAGGAAAAUAGGAAGGCAGCUAUCUAAGAAGUCCACGUCAUCAGCAUUGGAAUACAACGAUUUUAUCAGUAAUUUGAAAGAUGAUCCGAGCAGAGAAUCAUCCAAACAAUUUUAUUUCAUCAACGGUCAACUAGUAUCAGCUGCCUCCAUCGAAAACAUAUGUGAUACAAUCGAUGACAUUUUCAAAUCGAUCGAUAAGCUUUCGACGGUGACAAGUACGGUGAGGAAGGAGAAAUUUCCAGAUAAAGUCCAGUGCAGUAUAUCAGCGACUGACCUAUCAUUUGACACAGACACUGAAGACACGAAAUACAGUGAAAUCGAGAGGCAUAUCGAAGAAGCUUUCGAAGAAUUCAAUUCUAUAUCAGCUGUAGACGCCAUCGACCAGUCGACCUUGGACUCUGUUACGACGCUGGUUCAGAAAUUCAGUUCAGUGUUAAAUGAUCCCGUUAUACAAUGUAGCCCACGGAGACGAAGACAGUGCUGUGAAAAGUUCAAGGAACUGGCUGAUUUUUGGAAAAAUCGUGCGUUUGAGUCUGAUUAAACAAAUAAGAGGGUAGGUUGAGAUUUUAUUUAUACAAAUUAAGUUAACAUUAGAUCUAAUAUUUCCAUAUAUUUUGUUUUGUAUAACGAAUGCACAAUCCGCAUGUGACUUUAAUUUAAUUUCAGUCAAUGUAUUUAUAUUAGUGACCCUUCAA
Molecule: messenger RNA, 920 nt
Organism: Vanessa tameamea
Lineage: Eukaryota; Metazoa; Arthropoda; Insecta; Lepidoptera; Nymphalidae
Exons: 1
Coding region: 32-766 (244 amino acids)
Source: RefSeq, a predicted model, not a curated record